Cornus florida is the source of this 4240-nucleotide messenger RNA. Its product is annotated as S-type anion channel SLAH2-like. Gene Ontology annotation, molecular function: voltage-gated monoatomic anion channel activity. The record is from RefSeq and is a predicted model, not a curated record. The transcript is spliced from 7 exons. Gene Ontology annotation, cellular component: membrane. Lineage: Eukaryota; Viridiplantae; Streptophyta; Magnoliopsida; Cornales; Cornaceae. Bases 2086 to 3996 code for a protein of 636 amino acids. Gene Ontology annotation, biological process: transmembrane transport; intracellular monoatomic ion homeostasis.
UUUUCUCGACAACCAAACAAAUCGUAAAAGUUUUGUACUCUGAUCGGAAAUCAAUGACUACCCUAUCGAAAAGACAGCAAGUCUAGAUAUCGAUCUAGUUAGAUACUCGACGUGCAAAUGUUACGGUUUCUCUUAUUCUCUUUGAUUUUCUUGCGGUUUCUUACUAACCAAACAGUUAUAAUGUAAUCCAACUCAGCACUGAAUAAUGGUCUUUUCCUUGCAUUGACGAUGACCUACUUUCGUUCCCAGUUGUACGGUUACUCCAAGUGUUGGAAUUUAGGUAUAUUAGGUCAACUGGAGCUAUAAUCGAGUCAGAUUUGCACCAACACCAUUGCCUUUUGAACAAUGUCUCUCCCAUUAUGAUCUUUCACACACACACACCCACACACACACACUAUUAUAUAUAUAUAUAUAUAUAUAUAUAUAUAUAUAUAAUCUUUUGUAUGCAAAGGAAAUUUCGUGGGAUUUAGUUCUGGGAGUGUCCAGCUUGAAUCCGGUUGGAUUCAGCUCAACAAGCCUUUUCUACACUUUUAAUGGAUUAAUUUAGAAAAUAGAUUAUUCUUUACUGGAUUGAUUAAUAGAAGUAUUAAAUUUGCCAAUUUAAGCAACAGCCAAAAGAAAAUCAGGUUUUGGGGAACCCCACUUGUUGAUUAAUCAUGAGCUUGUCAUUGCUGUAUGUGGGGACUACUAUUCUGCUACUGAUCUAUAUAAAUUUUGCAUUAUUACAUGUUUGAGUCAUUGAUGUGGUUGUUGAUGAUUAUCUCGUGUUCAUGUUCUAGGCUGUCUCCAAAAUUGACAGGUGGGGAGACGGAUUAGUUCACGUUAAUUAUAGUCGAGGAUUUUGAGGUAAUCAAGAACAAGCCGUUUUGUAUGAUUUGAAUUUGAAUUCCGAGUAAUUUUCAUUUGGUUUGGCAGAAUUAUUGGUAUUGCCAAAUGCAUUGCAUUUAAAUAUCUAAUUCAUGAUGCUUAUCUUCCUAUUUAUAUUUUCAGCUGUUAAUAUCACCCAACAUAUUUGGACCCAUCCAUGUAUCUGAGUGCUUGUCUUGUUAAUCCCAUUAUUAAGUAAACUCUAUGAUCAAAAUUUUAUCGGAAGUUUAUGGUAUCAAAUCAACCUGAGUGCUUAAAAACUAUUAGUUAUGAAAUGUUGAGGUUAAAAUAUUUUCAGUUGUUUCUUCUUCUUUGAUUUAUUGUUACUGAGUGUAAAAUAAAAUAAAAGUUCUAUUCUUAUUUACUUUGUUCUGUAAAUGAAGUAAAAAUUUUACAUUGAAGGGGAAAGUAGAAAAAAUGCUUCACCCACCCCACAAUUCCAUGAAAUUUACAAUUAUGACGAUCUCUUUGCUUUUAUAAUUAUAAAUCUACAUGUUUUUGUGAAGAAGGAGAAUUUUUGUAAUAAUAAUUCCUAAUUAUGUUUUUACUUUUUCCUAUUUGAAGCAUUACAGCAUAUUUUCUUGAUAUUUUGCUACUGCGUUAAUCAGUUGUUUUUGUAAUCACUACUCAAUUCUAACUUAUACAUGUGCGUUUCCUAUACAUACAAUUCCAAUCGUAGUUUGUGUUAUGAAUUUUGUCAAAUCUGAGUUGUUCAUUAAAGCAUAAAACAUAGAAAAUUACUAGUGCUGACAAAAUUUCAAGCCCUCUAGUUAUUUUGCUCACCUUACCAAAGAUCUUUUUAUUUCGUCGUAUAUCGGUUGAAUCAAUAUGUCAUUUUCACAUAAAGCAGCCUGCACUUAUUAAACGUGGUGUGAUUUACGCAAUGUAUAAUAAGUGCUAUGGUUGGUCGGCAUGUGUUCUCUGGAUCUUGUGGAGUUCCCACUUAGUCACCCUGUACUCAAUGCUUAUCCCAAAACAGUAGUAUUUGAUGAGAAUUCUCUUAUAAGUUGCUGUCUCCAGUGAAGAGAAGAGUAUACUGUUUUUUGGUGCUUCCGCUGAAUUUGGAUCAUUGAUCAACCUGCAGAGCUGCUUGCUUGGUAGAUUGCUAUUGGUGUUGAAGAAGGGACAUCAGAAAUCUAUUCUGUCCGGUAGUUCAAAGCCGCGGAAAUGAUUAAAUGAAAAGCAUGUUUAUGUAUCUAAAAUAAGUAUAGUUGCUUUAUGAUGGAAAACAGCAAACAUCAGGGUUUGGCAGAGCAGGAUUCCCCUGAAGUGGUUCCAUCACUCAUCAAAUUUGUAAAUGCAAAUGAAGUGGCCGGGUUUGAUAGCGUUAAAGGACAGAGUUGCUUGAAUAAUCAGUUUCAACCAAAUGGCUUCCAUUCUUUCAGUCUCUCAGCUGCCGGAACUGGAGCAGAAAUUUCUGAAAGGCAGACUGAUCUUUCCCAGCACCAGGGAAUGCAUUCUGUUUCUCUCAGCAUGCCGUUUUCUCCUAUGGAUGUUCAUUUGCAGAACAGUAAAUCAGUUCCCUUCAAUGAUUAUGAAACAAUUUUUAACAAUGAUAUUGAAAAUUCUUCUGUUUCAUCGAAUACUGCUGGCUCCAAGGUGGCAAAUCAGGCAAAAAUUCUCUCAGAGUCCAUAACUACAGGAUCUGCAUUUGAUGAGGCAGUUAGAAAUGGAAAAUUUCCCCACCGUCCAAAACUUCCGCCAAGGAAUCCAAGGGCUGAUAGACUGAAGGAUAACAGAUUUGAUUCAUUCAAAACAUGGUCCGGGAAACGACAAUUAUCGAAAAGGGAAAGUGGGUCAGAAGCGAACAUGUCUCAGAAUGUGGAGAAGAAGAUUUUACCUGCAGAUCGAUACUUUGAUGCCUUGGAAGGGCCAGAGUUGGAUACCCUUCGGCCUUCAGAGGAAAUACUGCUUCCAGACGACAAGCAAUGGCCAUUUCUUCUUCGCUUUCCCAUCUCUUCAUUUGGUAUCUGCCUUGGCAUAAGUAGCCAAGCCAUAAUGUGGAAAAUGUUGGCCAUUUCUGCUUCCAUGAAGUUCCUCCAUGUAAGCCUGUAUGUAAACCUCAUACUGUGGUGCAUAUCUGUUGCUCUGGUCGCCAUUGUAUCUUUCAUUUACUCUCUGAAAGUGAUUUUCUACUUUGAAGCAUUCCGUCGUGAGUACUACCACCCAGUCCGUGUUAACUUCUUCUUUGCCCCAUGGAUAGCCUUUUUGUUCGUAGCUCUUGGAGUUCCACCUUAUGUUACUCAAAACCUGCAUGCAGCUCUCUGGUACAUUUUAAUGAUACCAAUCUUAUGUCUAGACCUUAAGAUCUAUGGACAGUGGAUGUCAGGAGGACAGCGCAGGCUCUCAAAGGUGGCUAAUCCUUCAAACCAUCUCGCCAUUGUUGGAAAUUUCGUCGGAGCAUUACUAGGUGCAUCAAUGGGACUAAAAGAAGGACCCCUAUUCUUCUUUGCUGUUGGAUUGGCUCACUACACUGUCUUAUUUGUAACUCUCUACCAGAGACUUCCAACAAAUGAGACACUCCCUAAGGAGCUCCAUCCUGUGUUCUUUCUGUUUGUUGCAGCACCCAGCGUUGCGUCGAUGGCUUGGGCAAAUCUUCAAGGCUCGUUUGAUUAUGGCUCGCGAAUCGCUUACUUCAUUGCCUUGUUCCUCUAUUUCUCUCUGGUUGUUCGGGUUAAUUUCUUUCGAGGGUUCAGGUUCUCAUUGGCGUGGUGGGCCUACACUUUUCCAAUGACAGGAGCUGCAAUUUCAACAAUCAAGUACACAAACGAGGUCACGAACAUAGUCACUAAAUGUCUCUCUGUUGUGCUUUGUAUCGUUGCCACACUCACAGUAACAGCACUGCUUGUAACAACUAUCUUCCAUGCCAUCGUGCUCCGAGAUCUCUUUCCAAAUGACAUUGCCAUUGCAAUUAGCGACAGAAGGCAAAAAACAUCCCGAAAAUGGUACCAUCGGAGAACUGGCAGCUCAGACACCAAAGAUGUUGACAAUUAUCUUAAAUUUGCAGACCCAGAUAGCAAAGAUAUUGAGGCUGCUUUGAAAUCUCCAAGCUCCAGUACUAAAAAGGUUUGCAUUUCUGGUCCGACUGAAGUCAACAACAAUCACUCACAUUGUGUUCCGACACCUUGAGAAAAUCUUUAUCACCGUUCAACAAGCGAGGUCUCGGUUCAAAGUUUUGACAGUUCCGGUGAACUUGAUGUUCAAAGGGAAAAAUGAGGGUUUGUGUCGGAAAGGGGAGAAUUAAGUAUGAACCAGUGGCAAGAUUGUAAGAUAUGAGUGUUCGUCUUCGUGUCUUUAUUUCUUAAUAAACUGCUAAAUUCUCUCUGAAAAUAGAUUGCUUAAAAGGGAUAAUUUUACAAUACAGUUAUGGUCA